This is a messenger RNA of Paramuricea clavata, 5584 nucleotides long. The record is from the annotation of a GenBank genome assembly. Lineage: Eukaryota; Metazoa; Cnidaria; Anthozoa; Malacalcyonacea; Plexauridae.
AUGGGUUAUGGUAAACGUGCCUUACAGAUGCUGAUUCAAUAUUAUGAAGGCAAGAUAGCGAAUCUCUCAGAGGACACAGUACAGUCCGCAGACCAAGAAAUCCAACCAACUGAGUUGAAUGAGGUAGAAAUUUCUUGCAGUUUUGCAUGGCUAAUGAUAUACAAUUAUUGGACGAGAUCUGCGAGCCACUGACAAUUCGCGAUAUUUUGCGAUAUUCGAGUUCAAUAAUUGUUUUAUUAUUUGCUUAUAUUAUUCAUUUUCGAAAUUUUGUGGCCGUCACGAAGUUCGACAAAUCUGUACAAUAACAACAUCUGAAAAUUUAACAAGCCAUGUUUACUUUUGUGUUUAUUUGAAUUGCUUUUCAAAAAUCCUAGAUAUCCGCAUGCGUAAAUCGAUAUUUUGUAAAUGAGAAUUGAUUUCAAAAGUGCGCAUGCUCAGACCAUUGUUUGCACCAGUUAUUUGCAGCUGACGUAUUUAUUUAUUCUCAUCAGUUAUUUAUAGGAAAAUUAGCGAAUCAUGUUUGAGAAAACGAAUAAGUAAAUGAUAAUAUCAGUUAUGGUUUGUGGUAACACCACGUGACUUUAUUACCCCCGGUUCUGGUGUACGGGCAAGGGUGAUAUAUACGUACCCGUAGCCAUAAAUCGGGAAAUACGACAUGCAACUUUGAGAAAUCCAAGAUAUUCCGGAUAGUCGGCCUGAUAGAGAAUCAGAAAUGAAUGAAAAUUCGCCAUAUCGGGGCAAUUCCAUUUUCCCUUCAUCUUGGGCCUUUAACCAGAUGAUCUUGAUACGCGGAAAAGUACUGGCACUAGUUGUCAAAUAGAAAUCCAUUUUGUGAUGAAAACAACUGAAUAUCUCCUGUAAUAUGCUUUAUUUCGAUUCCAUAUUUUUGUCAGAGCUAUAGUUCUCAUAACCAAACAUAAUUACAAAAUUUCAACUAGUUUCAUAAAGAAUAACGAAAGCUAUAAUUGACUGAAUACAUCAAAAUGGAUUUCUAUUCGGACAACCUUUUCUGAGCGCUGAUUGGCUAAAAUACGAACACGAGUUCACCUGGAAAGUUGGUAAGUACAUUUGUGCAUGUCGCCAGCGUUCAAAUGUCUUGUGGGCUGCCAACACUUUUUUCUUGGAUUUUCCUAUUAAACUCCUAUAUUGUUAAAGACGUGAAAUUUCAGGUGCAUUUAUAGAAAAAAUAACUUGCAUCAUCAUCACAAAGCUGACGAAAAACUACAUGCAAGACCUUUAAACGGUUACCUUAAUUUUUCAAGGUCUUCUUAGGUCUUGAGCUUUUGAAAACGUUUUUUGAAAACUUUUCUCACCUAACUGAGAUCUGCAUGCCAUUUGUUAACGCAUAUAAAAUUUAAUUUAUUUGUUUAUUUAUAUAGCUUUGCCAACUAGGGCAGGGUCACCACAACAGCCUAUGCCAAUUACUGUGGGCCCUCUUUACCGAACCCACCCUGUCAACUUUCCCUGUGGGAGGAAACCGGAGUACCUGGGGACAACCCACGACUUUCGGCAGAGCGUUGACUUUUACUCUUUUCACGUGAGGACUGGGUUCGAGUCGCAUUGAGAAAGUUCUCACUGAGGUGUGAACCUGCGACCUCAGAGGUGAAAGGCAAGUGCGCUAACCACUUCGCCAGCGAAGCCCCAUGUGUUCAUAUGAGAAACGAGCCAGCCUGGCUAAGCGAGAUCUCGCCUUGCGCUAGGUCGCAUUUCAAUUGAGUGGGAUAAAAUUUUCCAUAUCGAAGGAUCUGCUCCAAAAAACAUACCUUGACCUGAUUGAACAAACACUAUUAAAGUCAUCAUUGUUUAAUUACAACAAAAAUAUUUCAAUGCCGCAAUGUUUAGAGUAAUUAUCGAAGGCCUUUGGUAUUUUUCAUUAUUUCGUGUUCCUUGUAGUCUGGUGAUUUAGUGAAAGAAACUAUUGGACCUCGUAGUAAUCUGCCGCCAUUGUUACUGAAACUGAACGAACGCUCUGCAGAGAAACUGGAUUACCUUGGCGUAUCUUAUGGACUCACCAAUGAUCUCUUACGGUUUGUAUAACGUAUAGCCUUUUUCUAGUUCUAUAUAUAUAAUAGUAGUAUAACGUGGACUUUUUCUAUUUCUAUAUAGAGCAGUAUCAAUAACAGUAGUAUAACGUGGCUUUGUUCUUGCAGUAUAUUGAAAUACAUGCUAUGCCAAAAAGUAUUUCGCAUGAAAUCAAUUUUAAGAACGGAAAAAUUAGACAAAGGAAACAACAUCAUCUUCCAUAUUUUUGCAAAAAAGUAAUUCGUUGUAAAUUUUAAAUUUGUUCCUAAGUAAUUUAAAGUAAAGGCAAGCUGUUUGUUCAUUCUUUCCUUAAAAAACCUGUAAAUAGCGCUCCGUCUUGCCCAAAAGCAAGUCUUGUCCCUUCUUCUCCCGAAAGUAGCGCCCCCUUCACCCUCUUGAAAGAUGCGCUCCCUUCACCCUCCCGAAAUUAGGGGCCCUAAAAUUUAGCGGGAAAUAUGAGUGUUUAAUAAAAUUCCAGAAAGUAGCGGCCUGCAUGCCCGUAAAUGUCAGUCAUCGCUUUCUUAAUUGACUCGAAAGUGCUAUGUUAGUGUUUAGCAAACAAAGUCUUGAUAUAAUAAAAAAUAAAAAGUAAAUUAACUGAAAUGUGUUAAACAGAAAGGGGCACAGAAGAAUAUUCCACAGAAUAUGUUAACAUAAUUUACCACCCUAAAGUAGACCCCCUGUAGUAGCGCUCCCCGAAAGUAACGCCCCCAACAGCGGAUAAAACCGAAAGUAAUGGGCCUCUACUUUCGGGAUGCUAUACGGUGUUUACAUUUGUCUAGUUCAUAAUAAAAUUUUCAUUAUUCACUUUCAUUUCAACACUCGUUAGCUUUUCAAUACAACCUCAAAUUCGCUCAUGCAUCGGACCUAUUCACUCUUCGUCAUCUUUUUGUGAAUACUUCUCUGCAUAACAUUUAGCGAGAAGUUGCGCUGAACGUUUUGAGGAAAAUUGCCUCGUGCAGGUUUCGCGGAAUUUGUGAAAAAUCAAACGAAAGCAGGCCAGCAAUUUACUAUUUCAGUACACUAUUCCUGUACUGUUGUUGACAUUUCUUAAGAGCGAUUGGCUGGAUUCAACCGCGGGAAAGGCCUAGCGAAAUUCGUCAGUUGAUCCUAAAUUAAUAAAGUAACCUUACCGAAAUGCCAGUAUGCAGCAUGUGUUUCCUUCCAUAUCGAAAUAUCUUCAUUGUUCAUCCCAAAGGCAUAAAGUUAUACGAAAAUAUCGAUAUAAAUAUGUAGAACCUGUAGGGCCGCGCUCGAAGGACAUAAAUGAACAAAUGCAAAAAUCCGAACAAACAGCUAAAACGUGACUUCACACGCGUAUCCACCACUCUCCCUCUUCAAUGUAAGUUGCAUGUCCGCGUUAUCUGCACUUCAUAUGUGAUGAAAAAUUCCAUUCAACGUUGACUUGGAGGAGGGGGGGGGGGGGAAUAUUUAUUUAGAGAAACGCCAUUCUAGGCCAAUGUCUGUGUUAUCUAUAACGUUUUGGCCGGAAAUGCAGGCCUUCUCGCUUCUCGUCUCUCGCCAGCGCGCCUAUAUAGCGUCGUCGUGGAAGCGAAAGGCAUGCGGAACUGGGUUGUCGUUCGCUGUGAAUUCAAAUCAGGAAAGUACUGAUUGCAAGUUAGGAAAAAUGUUCCUGACCUCGCCUGAUGAUAGGUCACAAAUUUAGUCGGAAUUUGCCGGCUGUCUACCUGAAUCCCUAGGCCUACUCGUGCAACUUAGCCUUAAAAUAUAAGCGUACUUAAAAAUGUAUUCUUGAAAGAAAAACCACACGUGAAGCCAACCACAUAUUAUCAGUGAUAUGUUAAAUGUCUCACAGAGGAUUUUUGAUCCCGUUUAGAUUUUGGAAGAAGUCAUCGUUUGUUCCUGUUUACAUAAGACAGACUGCUGUAAGUAAAUGAAUGUUGUAUAUUCCAUUUCUCAUCUUUGUAAAUCAUCGUCGAUUUUGAGCCGACCAUAUACUAGCAUUGCAAUAAGGUUUUUCACACGAUUUUAUGAAUUGGACAGUUCAACAUCAAUUAUUUACCCAUGUAGAAUGAACUCACGGGUGAACAUUCUUGCAUUAUGUUACGACGUCUUGAUCACGUGGAUGAAAGUAACACCGCUGAUUGGCUUCAAGCAUUUUGGACUGGUUAGUUACUCAUUGAAAAGUCAACAUUAUGUAGCUUGAUACACUAAUGGUAUAUACAGGGUGUAUAAAAAAUGCCAAAGUGAUUUGUACAGAGUGUCCCCAAAAAAACCUGACACUGUUUGAUUUCAUGUAACGUAAAAGCUAUAAACGCUAUCGCAAUGAAAUAACGAUCAUUGCAUUCAGAAAGGACUAACUUGAAUUUACAUGCAAUAGUGAGCGAGAUACAACCAAAAUAAAAAUAUUUAUUAUUUAACAAGUUUAACUACAUCGGUAAUUAUAAGGUGUUUUAUGCUAAUUUUUGGCAUUUUCAGAAACAGUAGGCUAGUUCAACGUUCAAACAUCAAUAGCGCAGUCAAUAUUGCAUGUAAAUUCAAGUGCUAUAUAUCAAAAUCUAAGUUUAAGUUAGUCCUUUCUGAACGCAUGCAAUGAUCUUUAUUUCAUUGCGACAGCUUUUACAGCUUUUACGUUACAUGAAAUCAAACGGUGUCCAGUUUUUUUGGGAAAUCCGGUAGAUGAAAAUUUCGAGUGGAGUUUUUAUACAUUUAUAUUAGACCCAAAUAGGAGCAUUUACGACAAAUACAUCAAAAUUCCGCUCAAAAUCCCCAUGCAUCUACAAAUCCCUUCGACAAUUACAGUAGUUGUGUCUUGUUAGAUGCUCAGCAUCCAGAUAGGUAUAAAAAUACAUUAUACAUUACUGUGCGGGUUAACCCCCCCGCGGAAUUAGGUUGAUAGAACCCCCCUGAACUAGAUCACGUGACGAACUCGUGUUGUUGUUGUUGAGACUUGAGAGAAAAUUAUAUUGUUAUUUUAUUUCGUGAGCAUUAACUUUAUGUCGUUAUAAUUUGAUUAUUCGAGCUUUUAUAAAUAAAGUUUUUAUGUUUAAUUAUUUGUGAGUGUAUAUCGGAACGAUUCGGUAUAAAAUGGUGCCGUGACCAGGAUUUAAAGUCGAUUUAAAAUGGUAGAAACCACCGAUGGAAGCGAGCGUACAAUGGCGGAAGUGGAGGCGAUCAAAACAAACGAAGACAUUUCGCGAAUGGAAAACAGUAUCAAGAAGGAGAUUUCUAAAUUGAAAUAUUUAUCUAGAACCAGCCGAUGAGUUAAUAGAGUCUAAAGACUACGAAGAAAUGGCGAUUGUUGCGCAAAGAACGGCGACAAUUUGCGAAACUUUAACGGAUAUUAUAUUGAAUGCUGUGGAGUUAAAAAUAGAGCUUAACAUGACACCUCGAGGCGUGAGACAGUGGAGAAACGAUGUUAAAUCAAGUUAUUCGACGUUACUUGAGGAAAGAGAAAAGAUUAUCGAAGCUUUACGUGAGAGAGAUCAAGAAAUAAAACAAGACGAAGAAAUGAAAGCUAUCGAAGCAGAAAAACGACAACAAGAGAGAGUAGAGAGGCAACAAGACGAAGCCAGAGCCAGACAGGAAGAAAUUGACGAAC